GCAUCUUCCUCGCGGCGGACAUCUUGUCGGCUCUUAAGUGGAACCAUCGGAGCAAAAGCUUGGGGUGGCUGGGCAGUUCCGAGGUGACGGAAGCGGGAGGGUGCGGGAAGAGUCAUUGUUCCUCCUGCAGAGUGGCUCGCCAGCGAAGACCCUGCUUCCACCCCCGGGGACGAACGACCACGGUGCCAGGGUCCCGCGACCUGGGACCCGCCUCGCGGCUCUGUGAGGUCUAUGAACUAUGAUGGCGGCGGCCGCGGUGUUGAGCCGGGCGCAGUGCCAGCAAGAGGAGAGGGCUGUAGAGCAUAUGUAGCCUGGCCUGCACUGGAGACCAAGAUCCUUUGUGGUUGCUGAAUUGUAACAAGAGAGAAAACCCUGGGUGCCUGAGAGGGCAUGACUUUAGUCACAGCAGGAGGGGCUUGGACAGGCCCUGGUUGUUGGCAUGGAGUGAAGGAUGAAGAGUCAUCUUCUGAACAGAGCAUUUCUAUAGCAGUGUCACAUGUUAAUACUUCCAAGGCAGGUUUGCCCACACAGACAGCUUACUCUUGUGACAUAUGUGCCCCCAUCUUGAAAGAUAUUUUGUGCCUGGAUGAACACCAGGGUACACACCAUGGACUGAAACUUCACACAUGUGGGGCAUGCGGGAGACAAUUCUGGUUCAGGGCAAACCUUCAUCAACACCAGAAGUGUUACAGUAUAGAGAAACCCUUAAGAAGGGAUGAAGGUGAGGCCUCAAUUGUGAAGAACUGCACAGUUAGCAAAGAACCUCACCCAUCAGAGAAACCCUUUACAUGUAAGGAGGAGCAGAAAAACUUCCAGGCUACUUUGGGUGGCUGCCAACAAAAGGCCAUCCGCAGUAAGAGGAAGAUACACAGGAGCACUGAGAGUGGGGAUGCAUUUCAUGGUGAACAAAUGCAUUACAAGUGCAGUGAGUGUGGGAAAGCUUUCAGCCGCAAAGACACACUUGUCCAGCACCAGAGAAUUCAUAGUGGAGAGAAGCCUUACGAGUGCAGCGAGUGUGGGAAGGCCUUCAGCCGCAAAGCUACACUUGUCCAGCAUCAGAGAAUUCAUACUGGAGAAAGGCCUUAUGAAUGCAGCGAAUGUGGAAAAACCUUCAGUCGAAAAGAUAACCUUACUCAGCACAAGAGAAUCCACACUGGAGAAAUGCCUUAUAAGUGCAAUGAAUGUGGGAAAUAUUUUAGCCAUCACUCCAAUCUAAUUGUACACCAGAGAGUUCACAAUGGAGCAAGGCCUUAUAAGUGCAGUGAUUGUGGGAAAGUAUUCAGACACAAAUCUACACUUGUUCAGCAUGAGAGUAUUCACACUGGAGAAAAUCCUUAUGAUUGCAGUGAUUGUGGGAAAUCCUUUGGCCACAAAUACACCCUCAUUAAACAUCAGAGAAUUCACACUGAGUCAAAGCCUUUUGAGUGCAUUGAAUGCGGGAAAUUCUUUAGUCGAAGUUCUGACUUUAUUGCACACCAGAGGGUUCACACUGGUGAAAGGCCUUUUGUGUGCAGUAAAUGUGGGAAAGACUUUAUCAGAACGUCCCACCUUGUUCGACACCAAAGAGUUCACACUGGAGAAAGGCCCUAUGAGUGCAGUGAAUGUGGGAAGGCCUACAGCUUAAGCUCCCACCUCAAUCGGCACCAGAAAGUUCACACUGCAGGCAGGCUUUAGGAGUGCUUUGAAUACAACAGGACUCAUCAAUCAGAUGUUGAAUUUCAUAUAUCUGAACAUUGAUACCAAGGAGAUUCCUUAUGGUGCCAGGUAUGUAGGAAGCUUCGAGGGAUAUGUUGCACUUUCUGACUUGCUCAGGUUUUUUGCCAGAGUUUUGUCGCUGUCAAUGCCUGUGGCCAAAACCAUCUUAACUCUACCAGCUUAGAUACCCCAGCAUUGGGGAACGCAGGGUUUUGUAUUCUCCAGUCCCUGGAGAAAAUCAUGAGAUGCCUGAGUUCAUUGGGGGUCCUCAUUCCAUUCUGUAUGACAGAUACAGGUAUGGACAUGACCCAUCUUUAGCCACGAGGGUCUGCGCUGUAUCUGCUGGUGUCUUAUACAGAAGGUCUACUUUCUUCGUGGAUAUUCUUGGUCUCACAUACUUGUAAUGAGUUUUUUCAGCCUCCAAGUCACCUGGCCUGGGAAAGUACUUGCCUCGUGUUGCUCUGGUUUGUGAUAAUAAAGGCUUUACAGUUUAAGCCACUUUUAAUCUUGGGGGUUCUUCUUACUGUCUGGAGUGGAUUGAAAACAGACUCUGCCAAACUGAAGACAGCCUUUGUGGGGCACCUCCAACUUUGCCUCAGAUGGGACAGUGGGUUGAGGGAGAACAGUUCUUAGUUCAGUUUUGAUGUUAACUUCCAUAGCUGACAAAGCUUGUUAAGUAAGAAUUCAGAUCUUGUGUAGACCUGAUUUGUCUGGAUUAUUUGAGAGCCCAUAUUUCACCUUGAGGAGGGUGCCGCUGCUGUGACAGCCUGCAGUGUUUUGAAACAGCAUGGACUGAGUGUCUUGUUUCCAGCAUAUGUCCCAUGUUCCCCAACACUGUUGAGGGAAAGCUUUUCCUCAGGACCUGCCGAGUGGCCAUAUUCCCUGAAGGCCUGAAUCUGGUACACAGGCCACUGUUGGUAAGAUCUAAAACAUCCAGUAGGGAAACAAAAUUGAUAAAUAUUGGGUGUGGAUAAUUGGGAUUGGGGAGAUUGCGGCGAACUAGAGGGGAAGUACCCAUUGUAAAAACACAUCCACAGACAGUCCAGGCACUGAGGCUGAAUGGGAUCAGGUAUCCAGAAAUCUCAGGAUCUCCAGGGCCGUGUUACUCUUAGGUCAAGAUCACUGGUGCAGCAAUGAAUGUAGUUUUCCUAGAUUCCUCUGCCUCCCUGGGCUCUUUACCUAAUGUCUUUGCUGCACAGGCAGUAACCCUCGAAGUAAAGAGGUGUGGUGGUCCAAAGAAGUAGCUUUUGUGACCAGCUGGAGUGUCUGGUGACUCUGUUGGCAAUGGUCCUCAUUGUUUGCCAGUUUUUCUUACUACUGAGGAAGAGAUUGUCUUCCCAAGGUAUUUGGAGUGAUAAGAGUCACCAUAGUGAUGUAGAGUCACUCUUAAUGAUGUCCAGUUGUCCAGUUUCCAGUAGAAGUGGGAGACCCAGAUUUUUUAAAGGGAUAACUUUUUAUGGGUUCACUGAGGUGUAAUCAACAUGCAAUAUAUUUCAGAUAUUUAAAGUGUACCAGUAAGUCUUGAUACACACACACACUCUUGAAACUAUCACCCUAUCAGUGGUGUUGGACAGAUCUGUCACCCCCAAAGUUAACCUCAGGCCCUUAACCUUUAUCUCAGUGCUCUCCUUCCCCCAAAAUCUCUAGGCAACCAUUGAGUAGUUUUCACUAUAGGUAAAUUUGUCUUUUCUAGAAUUUUAUGUAAGUCUGUCUAUAAAGUGUUAAUUUUGUUUGUUGUCUUCAUGCAACAGAAUUUGAAAUUUGUCCAUGGUAUGGAUGAAUAGCCCAUUUUAAAAUUACUGAGUCAUAUUCUGUAUGGAUAUACCACAGUUUAUCCAUUUAUCUUGAUUGGUGUCUGCACUCCACACCCCAUUUUUAAAUACUAAAAAGCUGCUGCAAAUAUU
Messenger RNA from Rhinopithecus roxellana (golden snub-nosed monkey), 3599 nucleotides. RefSeq names its product zinc finger protein 134 (gene ZNF134). Lineage: Eukaryota; Metazoa; Chordata; Mammalia; Primates; Cercopithecidae. The transcript has 4 exons. The coding region runs from base 391 to 1674 and encodes 427 amino acids. The record is from RefSeq and is a predicted model, not a curated record.